Aspergillus melleus is the source of this 1119-nucleotide messenger RNA. RefSeq lists its product as uncharacterized. The transcript has a single exon. The record is from RefSeq and is a predicted model, not a curated record. NCBI's taxonomy places the organism in Eukaryota, Fungi, Ascomycota, Eurotiomycetes, Eurotiales, Aspergillaceae. Bases 1 to 1119 code for a protein of 372 amino acids. Gene Ontology annotation, biological process: secondary metabolic process. Gene Ontology annotation, molecular function: CoA-ligase activity.
AUGCCGUUCAGAUCGCGUUGGCAUCUCGAUAUCCCAGACACCCAUCUGGCCUCGCUCCUGUUCACCUCCCCUUCUCAUCCUCUCCCGAAAACGCAUCGAUGUUUCUCUGAAGCAGCCCGCGCCGAGACGCACUACUUCACGACGCACGACUUCCGGCUCUGGAGUCAACGGUUUGCUGCUGGGUUACGCAAAUCGGGCCUUCAGACCGGAGACCGGGUCGUCCUAUUCUCCGGCAAUGACCUAUUCUUCCCCGUCGUCUUCAUGGGCAUCAUUAUGGCCGGGGGAAUCUUCUCCGGGGCCAAUCCCACGUACGUGGCGAGAGAGUUGGCCUACCAGCUGCAGGAUAGCGGUGCGACUUACCUGAUUUGCGCCGAGGGGAGUCUCGACACGGGGAUCGAAGCAGCCCGACUGGCAGGGAUGUCUCAGGAUCGAGUCUUUGUGUUCAACAAUGCGGUGUUUGACGGGCAGGGCAAAGGUCAGCAGGGCUGUCGCUAUUGGGGUGAGUUGAUAGCUUCUGCCGAAGAAGGAAGCAAGUUUGUCUGGGACAAUCUAUCGACGCCGGAAGCGGCCGGCCGCACGUUGGCGCUGAACUAUUCGAGUGGGACCACGGGGAAGCCCAAGGGCGUGGAGAUCACACACAAGAACUACGUUGCCAACAUGCUGCAGUACAAUUAUUUGUUCUACCUGGAUCCGGAGUGGAGGGUGAAAUCGGAGCGAGCACGAUGGCUCUGUUUCCUACCGAUGUAUCAUGCAAUGGCGCAGAAUAUCUUCAUCGCGGCGGCACUAAGCCGAGGGGUGCCAGUGUACAUUAUGCCCCGAUUUGAUUUCGUCAAGAUGCUCGAGUACACGGAGAAAUUCCGAAUCUCGGAUCUCAUCCUGGUGCCACCGGUGGUAGUCGCCAUUGCCAAACACCCUUUAGUGAAGAGUGGCAAAUACGACCUCAGCAGCGUCGAAAAGGUCUCGAGUGGCGCGGCCCCCCUAGGCAGGGAAGUUUGCGAAGAGGUCGAAGCUCUCUGGGAGCCCGGACGCAUCAACAUCAAACAAGGAUGGGGCAUGACAGAGUGGGUUUUGGCCUUUUCGAUGCUUCGAGACUCCCUCAGUGGCAACGCUGUAUGCUAA